Micromonas commoda is the source of this 795-nucleotide messenger RNA. RefSeq lists its product with no specific name. The record is from RefSeq and is a predicted model, not a curated record. Lineage: Eukaryota; Viridiplantae; Chlorophyta; Mamiellophyceae; Mamiellales; Mamiellaceae. Bases 1 to 795 code for a protein of 264 amino acids. The transcript has 5 exons.
AUGGCUCAGGAAACGACUAGGCUUAUGACACGAGAGCAAGUGGCAGAUUUUAUCAUCAGUGAGCUUCGGGAGUACGAGUCCAAAGGUCUUAUCGCUCCACCAAGCACGCAAACCAUCUCCAAACAAGCGAAACGAGAGGCAAUGUUCUGUCACAUAAAAUCCUGGCAAUCCAUGGCCCCCCAUAUCGCAAAAGAUUUCGUCGGGCUCGAACGGAUGAUUGGUCGAUUUCCAUUGUUUGUGCCGAUUUGUGGGAAAAAAAUUCAACAGAGGGCCUCGAUGUUUCAUGAAGCGAUCUGCUUCAGCCAAGCUAUUGCCGACUGCCAGGCCGCAUUGUCAAGAAUGAACCAGUAUACCGCGGAAAGCGAGGAGUCGAUUGAGAAAACGGUGGCACAUGGGCCAACGUCGAAAAAACCGCCAAUCGAGUGCGAAAAGCAUUUUUUUCUCGGGCUAAACGUCAAAUGUGUUGAGAACUUUGCGAUUUGUAUGACCAGGGUGGUGACCUUCCGCGUUAGAUCCUUGGCAUGGUAUAUACAAGGACUCGCGUAUGAAGGCGCAAAACGUGGAUGCCCUGAAGAAGCAAAGGAUCCCGUCAAAGCGGCUAAAUGUUUCAAGAUCGCUGCAAAUUUGGAUCGUGACGGGAAUGACGAGUACCAAAAUAAGUUCGAUAGCAUCCUGUCAAAUCUGAGCAACAACGAAACGAGCGAAGUGCUCAACGCUGUAAACGAGCAAGAGCUUGCAGCUAAGUUUGGCACUCCGGUACGCCACGAGCACUUUCAAGCGGAAGAUUACAAUUAA